GCUGCUUUGAUUGUGCAAUUGCCUCCGCGGUUGCAAGUUGCAAGUAUCGCUUGUGGCUGGAAGCAUUCGCUUCUAGCUACUGCCGAUGGUCAGGCAUUCUCGUGGGGAAGUGGUCGGCAUGGUCAACUCGGACUGGGGAAUGAUAUCCUAAAGACUGAAAGUCCCAAGUGUAUUGACGGCGUGAACGGUAUGGCUAUUAGGGACGUCUUCUGCGGGUGGGAGCACUCGGUCUUUCGUUCUUCAAGUGGAGAGGUGCUUACCUGCGGGAACAAUCGACACGGUCAAUUAGGUCAAGUGGUUGCUCUACCAAUUCGCGUUGCAGACCCGCGCCACAAACAUCUAGGGCUUCGCACUGUCCAGGUUGGCUGCGGGUGGCACUUUGUAUUGUGCCUCACCGAGGACGGCAAUCUGGUAGCCUGGGGCAAAGGCAGCCACGGGCAGUUGGGUCUUAGAGGGUUUGAAAACGCCAGCGAGCCCCAACUAGUCACGUUUGCUCACACUGCUCGACAGAUUGCGUGUGGCAGCGAGCACUCGAUGGUAGUGACGACUGACGGGGAGCUCUACACGUGCGGGUGGGGAGAGCACGGCAACCUUGGUCAUGGUGACAAGACCAACCGUCCCUCGUUGGAGAAGGUGGACUUCUUCGUAGACGCAAGCCAAGAGGUCCUGAAGGUAGCAGCGGGCGGUGCUGUCUCCAUCGCUGUCACCCGCGAUAGACACUAG
This is a messenger RNA of Phytophthora sojae, 723 nucleotides long. RefSeq lists its product as hypothetical. The transcript has 3 exons. The record is from RefSeq and is a predicted model, not a curated record. NCBI's taxonomy places the organism in Eukaryota, Oomycota, Peronosporomycetes, Peronosporales, Peronosporaceae. The annotation marks the transcript as partial.